Molecule: messenger RNA, 3490 nt
Organism: Pseudoliparis swirei
Lineage: Eukaryota; Metazoa; Chordata; Actinopteri; Perciformes; Liparidae
Product: cell death-inducing p53-target protein 1 homolog
Exons: 5
Coding region: 308-739 (143 amino acids)
Molecular function (GO): zinc ion binding
Source: RefSeq, a predicted model, not a curated record
CACCGCUCUUCUUUUCGCCGAGUUCUGUAUUCAUAACUCUUAUUGCCGUACUGACCAUUAUUUGUACAAUAUUGAACACACACUGUAAUAUUUAUUCUGUUCAUAUUCUUAAGACCCACCCAGUCACAUGGAGGCAAAGGGAGGGGAAAGAGGGAGGGAGCAUCGUGAAGCUGACCAUAGUCCCUCCAUUACAUUUGAAGAAAAACAGGAAAUACCUCCUUCUAUAUUCUCUCCGUCUCCAGUGGCUUCAUCGUGAUUCCUCCUGCCUCACUACCAGGCUCCAACAGAUAGGAAAAGAUUUCUGAAGAUGGAAAAAGGAUACCCACCCCACGAGUCCGCUCCACCGUACCCUGGGCCCCCCAUGACCUAUGGGGUCCAGCAGCCAGGGAUGUACCCUCAGCCGGGCUUCUCUCCUGCAGCGCCUCCACCUGCUGCGUAUCAGGGAGGUGUUCCUUUUGCUCCGGCCAUGGUUGCACCUGGCACAAUAGUGACUCACUUGGUAGUAACACCGGCACUGCAUGAUGUCCCGGGACAAACUGUGUGUCCCCACUGCCAGCAGACUGUGAUCACCAGCACCGAGCACACCGCCGGCCUGAUGACCUGGGCCAUCUGUGGGGGCCUCACCCUUUUUGGGUGUUUUCUUUGCUGUUUUAUCCCGUUCUGCGUGGAUUCCUGUCAAGAUGUGGAGCAUCACUGUCCUUCUUGCCAAAAAGUCAUCUACAUAUACAAGCGAAUGUAAAAUUAACUAUGUGGCAGAAUAUCACAAUGCUUAUCUGUUAGUGCUGUGAAAAAUAACGCGUUAACUCAGUUAAUUAAAUUACAGGUUUAACUAGUUAUUUUUUUUAACGCAUGCGAAUGAACUUCCAAUCCGUCUGUUGUUGGUCGUCUCUCCAGCAGCAUGUCAUUCUGUCUCUAGUGUCGCGUUAACACGACUCCGAUCUCCGUCUCGCGCGCCGCAGAGCUCGGAUGCUGGUGUGCGCACAUCGGGACGAAAAAAAAGGCGCUUGCAAAAUGAGCUUCCAAUACACCACUUCAAUCUGAACUCUGUCCGCUCUCAUGCAGACGGUCUGUUCAUCGGUAAUGAUCCUUCCGCAGGUUCACCUACGGAAACCUUGUUACGACUUUUACUUCCUGUAGAUCAGGGUCUCAACACGUCGAUCGCGACCUGCCAGUCGAUCGCGGCGUAGUGUUGGUAGAUCGCAUGACAUUAAAAAGAUUGGCCCGCCCCCUGACAUGUUCUCUAUCGCACGUCUUUGUUCUUUUAUUAAACUAAACGUCUGUUGUUGAUCGUAUCUCCACAGCAGCAUGUCAUUUCUGUCUCUACGCAUCUACACUUAUCGAUCUCCGUCUCGCGCGCCACAGAGCUCCGUGCGCGCGCAUCGGGACCGAGCAAAAGAAAAGUCACUUGUCAAUCUGUCCCCGUGUCCGGGCCGGUGAGGUUUCAGCUUUGCAGCGGUGUCCCCGCCGUCCCUUUCAUCACGGCCCAGUUCAUGAAGAAAACCCACACAGUCAGUUUGCCUCAGCAGCUGCUAGAGGAAGACUAGAGGCCUUUAGAUUGUAUCAUGGUGGAGUUAAUGGUUGACAAACAAGAGAAAAAUGCUCUGUUUAACCCUCCUGUUACCUUUACAUUUACUAACAUAUUUUACCCUCGGGGUCAAUUUGACCCCAGCAAUUAAAACCUCCAGAAAAUUAUGAGAAUUAAUAUUGCUUCCCAAGUUUAAGUGUGAGGUACUUUAUGUUUGUUUGUUGACUACCUAAAUAGCCCAUUAAAUAUAUAAAAAAGUUGAUAUUUCUUAUAUGUUUGACAGUGAAAAACAGCCUGGGGUCAAAUUGACCCCAAAGAACACCGACAUUAAACAUUGAAUGGAGUCAAAUUGACCCGAAAGGUAACAGGAGGGUUAAACAUUCUGUUUAAGAUGAAGAUGUAUUAAUGUUCCAUAUGGAAGAAAACUGCUAAAUAACUGCUGAGUUGCAGCACCAUUGUAUAGAAGAAUGUAUAAAUGUACACUACCGUUCAAAAGUUUGGGAUCACCCAGACAAUUUCGUGUUUUCCAUGAAAACUCACACUUUUAUUUAUCAAAUGAGUUGCAAAAUGUAUAGAAAAUAUAGUCAAGACAUUGACAAGGUUAGAAAUAAUGAUUUGUAUUUGAAGUAUUAAUUUUUUUCUUCAAACUUUGCUUUCGUCAAAGAAUGCUCCUUUUGCAGCAAUUACAGCAUUGCAGACCUUUGGCAUUCUAGCUGUUAAUUUGUUGAGGUAAUCUGUUGAAAUGUCACCCCACGCUUCCUGAAGCACCUGCCACAAGUUAGAUUGGCUUGAUGGGCACUUCUUGCGGACCAUACGGUCAAGCUGCUCCCACAACAGCUCAAUGGGGUUGAGAUCUGGUGACUGUGCUGGCCACUCCAUUACAGACAGCAUACCAGCUGCCUGCUUCUUCCCUAAAUAGUUCUUGCACAAUUUGGAGGUGUGCUUUGGGUCAUUGUCCUGUUGGAGGAGGACAUUGGCUCCAAUCAAGCGCUGCCCACAGGGUAUGGCACAAAUGUGAUGCUCCAGAUAAUCAACUAGCUCAAAGGAAGGCCAGUUUUAUAGCUUCUCUCAUCAGCAAAACAGUUUUCAGCUGUGCUAACAUAAUUGCACAAGGGUUUUCAAGGGUUUUCUAAUCAUCCAUUAGUCUUCUAAGGCGAUUAGCAAACAAUGUACCAUUAAAACACUGGAGUGAUAGUUGCUGGAAAUGGGCCUCUAUACACCUAUGGAGAUAUUUCAUUAGAAACCAGACGUUUCCACCUAGAAUAGUCAUUUACCACAUUAACAAUGUAUAGUGUAUUUCUGAUUGAUUUAAUGUUAUCUUCAUUGAAAAAAACAAUGCUUUUCUUUGAAAAAUAAGGACAUUUCUAAGUGAUCCCAAACUUUUGAACGGUAGUGUAUGUAUCCGUCUUUUGUCAUAAAUCUCUAUGUUCUCACAAAAUAUACCGAGAAUAUCGGUAAUAUGUGAUUAAUCAUGAUUAAUCCACAGAAACCUGUGAUUAACCUGAUUAAAAUUUUUAAUCGUUUCACAGCCCUAUUAUCUGUAUAACCUCACUCGCUCCACUCAACACGACAACUAACACUGUGUUAUAUCCAACAUGCAGUGAAACAUUUGUAAUUCCUAUAACAACAAUCAUGGAAAUAAAAAUGACAAAAACAAUUGUUUCCAGCUGUCUGCUGACUAGACGCUCAUUUGGUCCAGUGGUGAAACCGGUUGGUUGGCGGGUGUCUUACACUUUAUGCAACACUGAUUCGAUUUCGGUGGUCAAAGGUCACUGUGACCUCACAAAACACAUUGUCUGUAAUAAGAAAUUAUGAUGAUGUCAUACAAAUAUUUAUUAAGGUGGUGUGAUGAUACUUUUGACAGACAUCGUUAACUGCAACAUGUCCGGUUGUUGGAGGUGUUUACUCCUUCAACGGAAUUUGUUUAUUUAACUGUUUUAUCUGACAUUAAAUUUAAAAAAAAUC